Messenger RNA from Psilocybe cubensis, 3960 nucleotides. RefSeq lists its product as uncharacterized. The transcript is spliced from 6 exons. Lineage: Eukaryota; Fungi; Basidiomycota; Agaricomycetes; Agaricales; Agrocybaceae. Gene Ontology annotation, cellular component: endoplasmic reticulum membrane; cortical endoplasmic reticulum; plasma membrane. The record is from RefSeq and is a predicted model, not a curated record. Gene Ontology annotation, biological process: intracellular sterol transport. The coding region runs from base 1 to 3960 and encodes 1319 amino acids. Gene Ontology annotation, molecular function: sterol binding; sterol transfer activity.
AUGGCCCCCAACUUUCUCCAAAAGUUCGUCAAGUCUAGCACCACUUCGACCAACUCUAGCAACAAUACACCGCGGGAAAGAGUCUCUUCGGACGUAUAUUCGUCUCUGCGCUCGCCGAGUGAGACCGGAUCGUCUUCUUCUCAAGCGCAUUCGAGCGGAAGCGGGAGUGGGACCACUUCACCUGGAGGAAGAGCACGCGCGGCGACGAUUCAGACAGCGAGCGGCUCCUCAUCUUCGCUUACCUCGCCGACUACGCCGACCCAGGCGAGUGUCAUCUUAAAGGGUGUACAACAACAACAACAGCAAGCGCAAUCGGGGAGGAGGUCGCCGUCAAGAAGGAGCAGCACCAACAACAGCAGCGACAGGGAGCGUGAGACGAGUCGAAUUCCGAGCAUUAUCACGACGCUGAGCGGGCGCAGUCGGAGCAAGGGCAGCAAGGACAAGGAGAAAGAGAAGAAGAAGAAAUCGGACAAGGAGAAGAACGCUAACGCAAACCGCGACUCCCUCACCGUUCAGAACCACCACACCCCCCUUAGCGCCGGCGACCGCACGAGCUGGGGCAGCGCGUACAGCUCUCAGCCUAACUUUACAAUCGUCCCGCCCUCGCCGCUUGUGCGUAACGGGGAUUUAUAUUCAUCUGAUUCGGACGCCUACGACAACGAAAACGACAACGACGCCGCCACAACCCACUCGAACACAAACACGAACUUCAACGGCGCGAGCCCGAACACAGCGGAGGAUCAGGAUAGCGCUGCGACGCCUACUUUGCCGAGCUUUAGUGGUAGCGCGAGCCAGUCAGGGGCAUCAAAAAACAUCCACGCCACUCCCUCAAAUUCAACAUCCAGCACGUCCUCUACUCCUAACACCUCUUCCUCCUUUACCAACAACUCCUCUCAUACCUCUUCGUCCAAUACCAACACAUCCAACACCUCUGACCACGACGCCUCCGACCACGACAUGUCCAACCUUGCCCCCGGCGCAUACCAAGUCCGCAAAAAACCCUCGAACCGUUCCAUCAAAAACGGCGCUGCGCCUCCCGAAAUCAACGUAGCGGCCGCAGCCGCGACGCUGGGCGGUGCGCCGCAGGCCGUGAACGGGAGCACAGCAAAUGGCAGUGGUGAGGGAGCAGGAGGGGAAGAGCCAGUGAACGGCGCGGUGACGCAGCGCCCGAUAGUGGAAAGUCCAACGGACUUAAAAUUCCCUGCACCUGCCUCGUCUGGGAGCGGGAUGACAGCAUCGACCUCCACCUCUACGACCGCCUCCUCUGCAAACUCGAACCUCGGCGCUCCGUCCUCAUCAACCACCCUCCAGCGCGAAAACACAACCUCGUCAUUGUUCUCCCCUGACGCCACAACCAAAAGCAAACGACCGUGGAAGCGCAGCACGACGCGCAAACCCACCGGCCUCGCGAGCGCUAUUGCAGCGAGCGGGCUGGCAAUGGCGAACCCGUCGCUGAGCGCGGCGCAGAGUGCGCAGAUGCCCGUUGUACCUGUCCCGCCGCCGGCGCUGUCUGCUGGGAGCUCGAAGGACAAGGAUAGCAAUGACCCGUACCUGUCGAGAAGCCCUGCGCAGAGUGCUGUGAGUACAGGUAAAGGCCGGCAUACUAAAAGCAGAAGUGGAGAAACGUCACCGCGCAGCUCAAAGUCUCGGAAAUCGAGCAUGGGCUCGCCGCCGAGGAGCGGGACGGGGCGGUCGCGGCGCGCGUCGUCUGCAAAGUCGACGGAUGAAUUUGGCGCGCUCCAUCCUUCGUCGUCUAACCGCGCGAAUGGUGGCAACGAUGACACUGGCUCGAAUAUCUCUCGGCGACCGUCGUUCUACAAGUCACUGAUCUCGCAUUCGUCGUCGGGUUCGUCGGAUUCGGAUUCGGAUUCGGGGAGUGUGGAUAGUAGUGAUUUGGAUAUUGGGGAGGAGGAUAUACCUGUGACUGGAUUUGCGGUGGCGAGCAAUAAGAGGAAUGCAGACUUUCAUGAAUUGUUUCCUGGGGUGCCGGAGGGUGAUUAUUUGAUUGAAGAUUAUGGAUGUGCUUUGCAAAGGGAAAUCCUCAUCCAAGGCAGGAUAUAUAUAUCCGAAAACCAUAUUUGCUUCCAUGCAAAUAUUUUUGGGUGGAUUACGGAUGGAGAUGGCGGACAUGACGCUGUGCAGGUCUCAGCGUCUAGUUCGUUCACGCUUGUAUCUUCUUCGUCUGGGUCUUUGUUAACGUCGGCGGUAGCACCCGACGCGAACUGCUCUAUCUCCUCUUCUCUGGAUACCUCUUCCUCUUCAAAAACAAAUGCUGACUCUUCUUCCCCCUCUCCCCCUACCCCCACCACCUCUCUCUUUGCCUACCUAACCCACCAGCUUUCCAUCCCCAUCUACGAAAUCACCUCGCUUGAGAAGAAAAUGACAGCCUUCGUCAUCCCGAACGGAAUCCAAAUCACCACGCGUCAGGCCAAGUACACCUUUGCAUCCUUCCUCUCCAGAGACACAACGUUUGAUGUCAUCUAUAACAUCUGGAGGCUCGCAAGGCCGGAGGACAAUGUGUCGUAUCUGUCAAGUGGGCGAGGGUCCGGGUCUGUGGAGGCGAAUCAGGGUGCGGUUGGGAGAAAGGCCAUGGAUGGGGCGCCGUCGACGAAUGCUAGUGGGGGUGCGCCUGCUGCUGCUGCUGCAGCUGCGCCAUCUGCACUGACAGGGGUGCCGCAGCGAAAGGCGACGCAAUGCACAUGUGGAAAGGAGAACAAGCAUUAUUCGGAGAUGGCGAUGGACGUGACCUUCCCUGGUACACCCGAGAAGAUCAAUAGUUUGAUGUUCACGAGCGGGUUUAUCAAGGAUUUCAUGGUUGGGAACCAGAAGCUGCUUGACAUCCAAAUGUCCGACUGGUCGCCCGUCGUUCCAGGUUCCAAGCUGCUCACGCGCAACUUCUCCUACAUCAAACCACUAAACGGCUCGCUCGGCCCGAAGCAAACGAAGUGUGAGCUCAAAGACGAGAUGGUGUACUGCGAUUACGACAACUAUGUGUCGACGGUGACUACGACGCGUACGCCGGAUGUGCCGAGCGGGGGCGUGUUUUCGGUCAAGACACGGACGUGUGUGACGUGGGCGGGCCCGAUUAGUACGAGGGUGUUAGUGACGACGCAGGUGGAGUGGACGGGAAGGAGCUUCAUCAAAGGUAUCAUCGAACGCUCUGCCAUCGACGGGCAAAAGGUUUACCACGCUGAACUUGAAAAGUGCAUGCGCUCAUACAUCCAAGAACACAAAUCCGAGUUCUUGCCAGAGGGCAUCGAUGCAUCCGCUGUCACCCCCGCCGAGGCUGCGCCCGCGCCCUCUGCUCCCGAUGCCACGACGGCAGCUGCUGAGUCACCCUCGGAGAAGCCCUCGCCAACCCAAGACGAGCUGAAACAGCGCGAACGCGAGCGUAACGCGCGCGGGUUGCAGUGGGCGUGGGAUACGUUCGAUGGCGCGUGGCAGGUCGCGCUGCGCAGCACUAAGGGCGCGUUAGAGCUUAUCCGCGACGCGUGGGACCAGAGCUCGAGCACGACGAUUCUGUGGUUUGUCAUUGUUGUACUGGUGCUGAGCAAUAUCUGGACGCUUAUGCGCAUGGGCUCCGGCCGCGCGCAGGCGGACCGCAAAAUUGAGGUGCGCAAGGUCGAGGAGAGGGAGAAGUGGGUGCAAAGCAUCGUUACGGCACUGUGGGAUGAGUUGAAUGAGAAGGCUGCGGAAGCAGGGAAGCCCGGGUUGCCAUAUAGACAUGGGCAUGGGCAGCCUGUACGACCUGUGGCGUCGGAACAGGUGCCGUUGGAGACGAUACCUACAGCGUCGGUCUUGCCAUAUCCCGAAGACGACCUGGAAGCGCGCAGGGUAAGAAAGGCUCAUCUUGAGCUGGAAGUCCAACAGCUAUACCAGUCCCUCGAGGCUCUCGAACAACGGGUGCAAAGCAUUAAGCAAACCCUGGCAAACGAUCUGGUUAUAGAUCAACUGGAUUAA